Oxyura jamaicensis (ruddy duck) is the source of this 5870-nucleotide messenger RNA. It is a transcript of the gene ACSL3, whose product is annotated as acyl-CoA synthetase long chain family member 3. Gene Ontology annotation, biological process: long-chain fatty-acyl-CoA metabolic process; long-chain fatty acid metabolic process; neuron differentiation. Gene Ontology annotation, molecular function: long-chain fatty acid-CoA ligase activity. Gene Ontology annotation, cellular component: lipid droplet; endoplasmic reticulum; plasma membrane. The transcript is spliced from 16 exons. The record is from RefSeq and is a predicted model, not a curated record. Bases 428 to 2569 code for a protein of 713 amino acids. Lineage: Eukaryota; Metazoa; Chordata; Aves; Anseriformes; Anatidae.
AGGCCCCUUCCCACCUGGCUACCCUGUGGUCCUGGUUAGCUUCUGCCUGCAGAGCUGUCCCCGUGGAAGUUUCUGAGCCCCUUUAUUUAGGGCUUCGCCCAGUCUGGCCGUGCAGGGUUAUUUAUCGUACGUGGAGGAAUAUAGCAAGCACUUAAGGCGAUCUUAAGAAGCUCUCAAAUGGCAAAGUUUUGUUUAAUUUUGCAGUUAGAGUUGAAAGAACUGCUCUUCAUCCUGAGGUCCUGAUCUACAUCGUGAUUUUGCAGUUGCCUGUGACAGCACCUGUUGAGUAAACUGAGACGGGAGCACCUUGUAUCAGCUGUUGUACCUGUACCUGCCACAAUGAGACGUUGCAUAAGGUCGUUGUGGAUCCCUGUGUGAUUGAUCCAUGUUGUCAAACUCUCCCUUGUAACCCUCAGAGGCCGCCAAAAUGAAGUUGAAGCAUAACAUCAACCCCAUUCUUCUGCAGUUUAUAAACUUUAUAGUCUUGGUGUACUCAGUUGUAACGUACAUUCCAUGGUACAUAUUUUCAGGAUCAAGGCAGGCUAUAGCAAAAGCCAAGCAGGUUAAAGCUAAACCUGUGAAUAACAAACCUGGGGGUGCGUACAGGUCUGUUAACAGUCUGCAUUGCUUAGCUUCGGUUUUAUAUCCUGGGUGUGAUACACUCGACAAAGUUUUUAAGUAUGCUAAAACGAAAUUUAAGGACAAAAAGCUCUUGGGGACUCGUGAAAUCCUGAAAGAGGAAGACGAAAUCCAACCUUCAGGAAAGGUUUUUAAAAAGGUCAUCCUUGGCAAAUACACCUGGCUUUCGUAUGAAGAUGUAUACGUUAAAGCUGUUAAUUUUGGAAAUGGCUUAGCAGUGUUGGGUCAGCAACCAAAGACCAACAUUGCUAUCUUCUGUGAGACCAGAGCUGAGUGGAUGAUUGCAGCACAAGCCUGCUUCAUGUGCAACUACCAGCUUGUUACUCUGUACGCUACUCUGGGAGGCGCAGCAAUAGUACAUGGGCUCAAUGAAACGGAGGUGACCACCAUCAUUACGAGUAAAGAAUUGAUGCAAACAAAAUUGAAGGAAAUUGUUUCUCAAGUUCCACUGCUGCGACACAUUAUUACAGUGGAUGGCAAACCAACAACAUGGUCAGAGUUUCCCAAGGGUGUCAUUGUUCACACUAUGGCUUCCGUGCAAGCCAUGGGUGCCAAGGCAGAUGCUGGGAACAAACAGCAGGCCAGGCCUGUGCCCUCAGAUAUUGCAGUGAUCAUGUACACAAGUGGAUCCACAGGAAUUCCCAAAGGAGUUAUGAUCUCCCAUUGCAACAUAAUUGCUGGUAUAACUGGAAUGGCUGAAAGGAUCCCAAAUCUGGGGGAAAAAGACAUCUAUAUUGGCUAUUUGCCUCUUGCCCAUGUUCUGGAACUGAGUGCUGAACUCGUGUGUCUGUCUCACGGAUGCCGCAUUGGUUACUCUUCACCGCAGACACUAGCCGACCAGUCCUCUAAAAUAAAGAAAGGAAGCAAAGGUGAUGUUACUGCACUUAAACCAACACUAAUGGCAGCUGUUCCUGAAAUUAUGGAUCGGAUCUACAAAAAUGUCAUGAAUAAAGUGAAUGAAAUGACAAGUUUCCAGCGGAAUCUAUUUAUACUGGCCUACAAUUACAAAAUGGAACAGAUUUCCAAAGGUUACACUACCCCGCUUUGUGAUAGCCUUAUUUUCCGGAAAGUACGAAUGCUACUAGGUGGAAAAAUUCGCAUCCUGCUUUGUGGAGGAGCUCCACUCUCUGCAGCAACCCAGCGAUUUAUGAACAUUUGUUUCUGUUGCCCUGUAGGACAGGGGUAUGGACUAACUGAAUCAGCUGGAGCUGGAACCAUCACUGAAGUUUGGGAUUACACUACAGGAAGAGUGGGAGCACCUUUGGUCUGCUGUGAAAUCAAACUAAUGAACUGGGAAGAAGGUGGAUAUUACAACACUGAUAAACCAUAUCCUAGAGGUGAGAUUCUUAUCGGGGGUCAAAAUGUGACUGUGGGCUACUAUAAAAAUGAAGGACGAACCAAAAAAGAUUUCACUAUUGAUGAGAAUGGGCAGAGGUGGCUUCAUACUGGAGACAUCGGAGAGUUUCAUGAAGAUGGAUGUCUAAAAAUAAUUGAUCGUAAAAAAGACCUUGUAAAACUUCAGGCAGGAGAAUAUGUCUCUCUUGGCAAAGUAGAAGCAGCCCUAAAGAAUCUUCCACUGGUAGAUAAUAUUUGUGCAUAUGCAAGCAGUUUCCAUUCUUAUGUCAUUGGAUUUGUUGUGCCAAAUCAAAAGGAGCUUGUAGAACUAGCUCGAAAGAAAGGAUUUAAAGGAACCUGGGAAGAGAUCUGUAACAGUCCCGAGAUGGAGAAGGAGGUACUGAAGGUGCUAGCUGAGGCUGCCAUGGCAGCCAACCUGGAGAAGUUUGAAAUACCAGUAAAAAUCCGUUUGAGCCCUGACCCUUGGACACCCGAGACUGGCCUAGUGACAGACGCGUUCAAACUAAAACGCAAAGAGCUUACGGCGUACUAUCAACAGGACAUUGAUCGAAUGUAUGGAAAAAAUGUAAAAUAAUUCCUUUUUCUGCACCACUUUGCUACGGUGAGCUUGGAUCAAAUAGGAAAUACUUGAAUCGCCUGUCUCAGCACUUGAGAUCAACACACAAAACCACCAUUCCUCAUUUGCAGCAUAAACUGUUAUUUCUGAUAACAUCACCCUGAUGGCCGGCAAGUUUAGUAAAAUGUUACGGCAGCAAACUUGUGUCUGUCUCCUUUUUUUUCCCAGUUUUCUCUGCUACCUUGUCAGUCUGUGGAUUUUCCUGACUCUUUUUUGGGAAACCAUGAUUCUGAAGCCUCAAGUUUUUAAACAUUUAUAAAUCCUGUAUAAUGUUUUAUUUGUAUCUUUAACAUUUGGAUGUAUAUAGAGAGAACUUGGCUAUAUAAGAAAUGGUAAUGCUGGGGGCCUUUUUUACCUAAUUAUUUAAAUAUAAGGAGGUAUUCGUGUUGUGACAUUAUGUAAAUUAAAAAUGCUUAUAAUGAGAUCACUGUUGAACAGGGGACCAGGUUCUGUGCUGCUGUGCUGUUUUUCUGUGUAAAUCUGAGGGAGAAAACGUUUGACGCUAUAGCUUGUGUAAUACACCUUUAAUACGUGCCUAAUGGUUACUCUUAUUUUUACCUGUAAAUGAAAAGGUGGUCAUGGCACAGCUGUCUAUAAAGGCGGGUACUCUUGCAGGUGUUAGUUAAAUCUUUAUUGAUACAAAAGAUGAUAUUAACACAGCAGGAAUUACACCUAAGAAUUUCUCAAAUACAGAAACUCCUUUUUGAAAUAGCGCGUGAGCGUUCCGUACAGUAGCUGAAUUGCAUGGAGCUAGUAAGAGUUCAGAGGUAAUCUCAUUUAGCGCUUUGUAACUUUGACUUUUUAGCAGAGGGACUGUAACAAACCCUGUUCUGUUUUGUUAUCUUGUUAGAUUUGGGCAACACACUGGGUUUGCUCUUCUGUUGUUUGUGAAACUCUGAUAAGAACCCUCUUCUGAGCUAGCUGCAACCCAGUCUUACCGGGGGGAUUUUUAAAGUCAUAAUGACAGUUACGUCCUCAGCUCACACAGUGCCUAGCUGCCCUUUGUGCCAUUAAAAAUCUCCCUGCUAAUUCUGUGUUUUUAUUUAGCGUUUUUGUUUUCCUUUUAAAAACAGGCAUUUGAAGUAUUUGUCAGCCAGCGUCAUGUUUGUUAGUUGCUUAAUCAUUACACCCCAUUUCUUGCUCUGGGAAGGUCACAGCUCUGUUUUACUGCAGAUACGUGAAUAUUGUUUGAAGCGUUAUAGGGGAUCUUUCUGUCUUAAGUGAGAACAUUUUAGAUUUGUUUCAGAUGUGAAUUUUAUUUUCAAAAUACUUCUAGAAAGACUGUUUUAGUCAGGGUUACAUGAGAAUGUGAUAAAGCAUACGUCUGUUGACUUUGUGAUGGGGCAAAUAUUCAAACAGUUUAAUAACAAUAAGUUAAUUCUCAUGUUUAUCGUCUUUAAGUAAAGGUCUUGAUGCUUACUACCGCUGUACGGUAGCAUACAGCAAUUCCGAACAGCACGAGCGUUAUCUGGCAGAGGGAAUUCCUGCUGCUAGCAUUUGUGAGGCUUUGAUACAGCAAUUGUGGAAAAUGUUUGAUAUGCAAAUUCUUACUAAAAAGCAUUCUGAAAUACAUUAUUUAAAGUAACACUUUCCAUUGACUACAGAAAACAGUUCCAUAGCAGGUCAGUGUUACUAAGUAGUGACUCCAGUUCUGGUAAAAUGAUGGGGAUUUGCUGUAUUUUGUGUUAGGUUAUCAUCGCUCCUGCUAUGCAUGGAUUUCCUCUGCUGCUGCCUGUCAAAAAUUGUUACGUUUGGUAAAUUCUGGUGUAACAGGUCAAAUGGAAAUGCAGUUGUAAUUUAUUUUUGGUUGUAUUUAGAGCAUUAAUGCCUUCAGCUGGAAAGGGUGGAAAACAAAGCACCAGAAAGUGAGUUGCCAAGUCUGUAGGGAAGUGUCACAUCGUAUGUUAGGUUCUCAUCGUAUCUGUGCUCCAUCAGCAGGUUCCUGAAUGGUUUGUGCUCAGCACAGGAUGUAUGUUGAUCAAACGGUUUUGGUUUUAGUGCAAACGAAUAAAUUGCUGAAGUGCUGUGUAUGUCACGCGGUGCAUUGCGCAGCAGAUUUAAGAAAAAACAAAUCUGCCUUUGGCAAAUACAGGAGGAAUUUGAAAUUAGUAUCUCAUUCUGCUAAGGGUCUAAACGCACUUUCGAGUAAAUCGGAAAUGAAACUCAAAUGGUUUGGAAAUAGUUUGUUGUUGUUUGUUUGUUUGCUUGUUUUUGUUUUUUCUAAUCCAAUCUCAAGAUUGGGUUGCAGUCUAACAGUGCAUUUGAUCUUUCAGUCCAUUUUAUAUUUAAAAUUGGUGUCAAUAUAUGUAGUUCCUUAGACAUCAGAUUUGUGGUGAACCUUUAUUUCUUCUACAGAAUGUGAAAAUAAAGCGGUUCAUUCAUUUUAGCUCCAGCGUAGAAGAUUAGAAGGAUUUUUUAAAAUAGUUGUGUGGGCUUAAUCUUUUGUGAUGAGUGUGUUUUCCUUUCAAGUUAGAACAAAACAGGGAAUUUAAUACUUCUAUGUUCUGCAUUCCUCCAGGUCCCACUGAGGCCACCUGUCCUGUGGGUGUCCGUGCUUCUCAGUGUUACCUGGCCAGGGCUGUGGUGGCACUGGACUGUAAGUCACUGCUGAUUUUCAGGUGCUGGGCUUCCUUGUUCCUGCAGUCUCAGUCCUGUAGCCUGCCAUGGCAGCCAAAAUGCCCAGCAGGCACCACGUUGUUACCCUGUGCUCUGACAUUGCUGAGCACAAAGGCGGCUUCCGGGGAGUUUGAAUUCCUGGUGGUACCAGCAGAGACCCACUGCUCACCAGCCAACAAUUUGCCUGGUUAUCUUUCCUUUUUCUCAGUGUUUUUGUCUUUCCAUGCCCAGUGUAACAGGAACAACGUCAAAGCCACCCGAUGGAACGUGUUGCACGUGUCCCCUGGCACAUGCAGACCGCCGUAGCGUAAGUUCUGCAAAGUGCAUGGUUAGAAGUAGCAGCCCCCAUCACAAGGGGGAUUUUGUAGUGAGAAGAGCUGUAACUUUUGAACAAUCUUUUUGAGCUCAAAAUAAGAACAAGGGUUAUAUACCUCAUCUGAGGGGCCCCCAAAGGGGUGGGGGGAUUUCUACUAAAACUUUUGUAAAUAUAAGACUUGCAGGAUUCUGAAUUGGGAAUUGUAACUACUUUUCCUGUUGUGAAAAUGUAUGUAGUAUAAAAACACAUUUCAUUAUAACGACCAAGAAAUUCCAGGGAUGCUGUGAAUUCCAAGGAUCUCUUUCGAAUUCCUACAAUUAUCAAAAA